Aspergillus fischeri NRRL 181 is the source of this 651-nucleotide messenger RNA. Its product is annotated as GNAT family N-acetyltransferase. Bases 1 to 651 code for a protein of 216 amino acids. The record is from RefSeq and is a predicted model, not a curated record. Gene Ontology annotation, molecular function: acyltransferase activity, transferring groups other than amino-acyl groups. NCBI's taxonomy places the organism in Eukaryota, Fungi, Ascomycota, Eurotiomycetes, Eurotiales, Aspergillaceae. The transcript is spliced from 2 exons.
AUGGCUCUCCUACCUCAGCAGAGCAUCCGAGUGUCUAUCCCAGAACCCCUCCCACCAAUAAUUACCCCUAGACUGUAUCUUCGGCCCCUGGCCGACUCUGAUGCAGAGGGCUUAUUCGCUAUCCGGUCAAGACCUGAAGUUGCCAGAACAAACGACCCCAAAAUCCCUCAUCGAACGGUCCAAGAAACGAGGGAAUGGAUGGCCACGAAGAUCUUUACUGCUGGGCCUGAGAGUGUCCUCGGUCGUCACUUUACGUACGUUCUCAUUGAACGCGGACUAUCAGAAAAUGAGACUCAGCCACCUGCCGACAAACAGGUCAUUGGCUACAUGAGUAUCAAUCAAGUAUAUCCCAGCCCUGAGAUUGGGUAUUCGAUCCAUCCUGAUUACUGGGGCAAGGGGUAUGCGACGGAAGCUUUGGAUGGACUACUGAAGAAAUGGUGGAACUUACCUCGUCAGCCUCAGUUGAACUCUGCAGAAGACGGGAGUGAACCGACUGAAAAAGUCUUUGCCAUCUGCGAGAAGAGUAACGCGGGCUCGAGCAAGGUAUUGAGCAAAUGUGGAUUCAGGGUGAUUAAGCAGGAGGUGUAUGACGAGGAUGAAUUGUUGCUGUGGGAGUUAGAAAGGUCGGUACUUAAGCACACGUGUCCGUGA